AUGGGUCGUCGUCCGGCAAGAUGCUAUCGCUAUUGCAAAAACAAUCCGUAUCCUAAAUCGCGCUUCUGUCGCGGUGUGCCAGACGCGAAGAUCCGCAUCUUUGAUCUGGACCGAAAGAAGGCUGUAGUAGAAGACUUCCCGUUCUGCGUGCAUCUCGUAUCGGAUGAGUACGAACAGCUCAGCUCGGAAGCACUCGAAGCUGGUCGUAUUUGCUGCAACAAGUACCUGGUGAAGUACUGCAGCAAAGAUCAAUUCCAUAUUCGCAUGCGGCUGCAUCCGUUCCACGUUAUUCGCAUGAACAAAAUGUUGUCGUGCACCAAGUACGAUCGGGAUGAAUACCAGAAGCACAACGUCGAAGUUCGAUUGGUUGCCGAUGGCUGCGGUGUCCAGUUCCGUAACGACCACGGCCCGCUGACAAAGUGGGAGCAGCAUCAACGUUCGCAUUUGUCAGCCUAA
Messenger RNA from Anopheles nili, 456 nucleotides. RefSeq names its product 60S ribosomal protein L10-like. Bases 1 to 456 code for a protein of 151 amino acids. Gene Ontology annotation, molecular function: structural constituent of ribosome. The transcript has a single exon. Lineage: Eukaryota; Metazoa; Arthropoda; Insecta; Diptera; Culicidae. Gene Ontology annotation, cellular component: cytosolic large ribosomal subunit; ribosome. The record is from RefSeq and is a predicted model, not a curated record. Gene Ontology annotation, biological process: ribosomal large subunit assembly; translation.